CUCGUCAGCAACAGCAGCAGCAACGUUACAUUGACCACAGACAACAACUGAGCCAGGACCACAGCAUCACACCGCGGUCGCACAAUGCAAUACAUCCGGUUCCUCAAGGCGCCCCGCUUCAGCGGGAACACGAUAUCCGCGCUUAUAACGAUCACCUCGGAUCUGGGCGAGUCGUUCAUGCACCGGGACAGCGUCGUUAUUGGCACGGUGCGUUACAAGGACGGCGGUGGGGCCGCAAUCGCAAGGAAGGAGUUUACCUGGAAGGCUGGCAUGCGGUCGCUCAAGGUUGAGAUUCCGGUGCGAGCUGGCGCGGCGAGGGGCGAGCCUGUUGUGCUCCAGGUUUCCACGAGUGACAGCGCCACGGUGGAUCCGCUUCUGGGGUCCGGAAUCAAUAUCAUGUCCGUCUGGAGCUCGCCGUUCGUCCUUAAGGCCGGCGAGGUUGGGGAGCGGGAACUGGUGGAACGGAGAUUGAACAUUGGAAGAAAGAUGCAUCUGAGCGUGUGGGAGGAGACAAAGAACAGCAUUGCCCUGCAUAUCUGGGACGCCGGCGUGGCUUUGGUUGCUCACAUGGCCCGAGUGCUGUCGAGUACGCGCAAGCCUGACGGCCCGCAGCUGGGUGCACUCGACACGCUGCUUCAGGGCAGCCAACGCAUCAACGUGCUGGAGUUAGGCAGUGGCUGCGGCAUAGUCGGCCUGGCACUCUCCCAGCUGCGACCCAACAGCCACGUCGUCCUGAGCGAUCUACCACUGGCGUCCGAAAUCAGCGCCAAAAACAUCUCGUCGCACACGGAGAUCUCGUUCUGCGCGCUCGACUGGGAUCUGCCCAUCCCGCUGGACAUCGCAGCGCAGCGCUUCGACCUCAUCCUGGUGGCCGACUGCAUGUACAACGUCGAUGCGGCGCCGGCCCUGGUAAACGUCAUCACUACACUCCUGAGGGUGAGUCCGCGCGCGCUGCUCACCGUCGCUCAUAAGCAUAGACAUGAGAGCGAGGAACGGUUCCGCAGCCUGCUGGAAGUGUUCGGAAUAGUGCAGGUGGAUCAGGCGCUCGUUGCACUGGGCGAGGAGGACGACGAGCUCGAGACCAGUGAGAUCGAGCUGUACACAAUGCAGCUCAAUCCGGAGGCUGGCGGGUAAUCGACGGGUACCGUACUUCAUGCUGUGCCACUGAGAAGCGGAGAUUAGUUACGCUGUCCACACGGAACAUCGUAUAUAUCGCGGGACUGCGUCUGACAUCUGUACUAUGUAGUCUUCCGCAAGUGCAACUAUGAAUAUACCAUUGCAUGUGAAGCGUUCGGCGGU
Messenger RNA from Tricharina praecox, 1299 nucleotides. RefSeq names its product UPF0665 family protein c. Bases 85 to 1134 code for a protein of 349 amino acids. The record is from RefSeq and is a predicted model, not a curated record. Lineage: Eukaryota; Fungi; Ascomycota; Pezizomycetes; Pezizales; Pyronemataceae. The transcript has 3 exons.